Messenger RNA from Rhea pennata, 720 nucleotides. RefSeq names its product hepatic lectin-like. The record is from RefSeq and is a predicted model, not a curated record. The coding region runs from base 1 to 720 and encodes 239 amino acids. The transcript has 6 exons. Lineage: Eukaryota; Metazoa; Chordata; Aves; Rheiformes; Rheidae.
AUGGAUGAGGAGUGUCUUCAGGACGAGCUGCACAUUUUUAAAGGUAAAUUUCUGCAAAGCUUCCCCUUCAAGCCACUGCCCCCAGGAGAGAGUUAUCAGAGGGAAUAUUUUCACAUCUGUUUCUGUGUUUGUUUUAAAGACAGAAACUUUUUCCAGCAGAAGCUGAGAUCUUUUUUCACGGUAUACUUGCUUCUGGCACUCUCUUUCUUGCUGAUCAUCACCCUGUUUGCUGUGUCACUCUCCAGAGUUUCAGCCCUUUCUUCUAAAGUCCAUGAGGUGCACCUGGAACAGAAACAGAACUAUUCUGGCACGGAUUUUCUGUUGUUUCCCUGUGGUCCUGGAUCCAGAGAGUGGGAAUACUUUGACAAAAAAUGUUACUACUUCUCCCUGCGUAAAAUGAGCUGGCACAAGGCAAAGGCUGAGUGUGAAGAGAUGCAUUCACAGCUGGCUAUCAUUGACAGCUAUGCCAAGCAGAAUUUUGUCAUGUUCAGGACAAGGAACGAACGCUUCUGGAUUGGGCUCACAGAUGAGAACUUGGAAGGAGAAUGGGAAUGGAUCGACGGGACUGACUACAAAACCUCAUUCACAUUCUGGAAGGAAGGAGAGCCCAACAACAGUGGUAACGAGGACUGUGCCCACAUCUGGAACUUCGGGCAGUGGAAUGAUGUCUACUGCAGCUAUGAGUGCUACUACAUCUGUGAAAAGCCUGUGCCCACAUGA